GGGGGGCGGCGCCUGGCGGCGGGUGCGGGGCGGGGGCGUUUUGGGGGAAUUUCUGCGGGAUUUGGGGCUCGCUCCGGUCCGGUGCUGCGGUGUGGUUCCGGCAGGGUUUGGGCAAGGCAGCAGGCCCAGCCCCGCAGCGGAGGAGCGAUGCCCCCCGGGGACACCCCCCGGCACGGCCCCCACGGCCCCUCGGACACCGGGCCCCGGCUCUGCGCCCUCCUGUAGCUCCCCCAGGCCCAGGAUGUGGUGCCGGAGGCUGGCGUGCCUGCUGGGCCUGCCGUGCUGGCAGAGCCGACGUGCUGGGCAUGGCUCACUGGGGCUGCCCCACAGCACAAGGAUCGUCCCCACUGCUGCAGCUCGCUGCCACCACACGGCCCCGGAGUCCCUGAGCUGUGCCUGGCAGCUGCACGGCGAUCACCUGGAGCUCAGGUACGCAAACACGCUGAUGCGCUUCGAUUUCGUCUGGCUGCGGGACCACUGCCGCUCAGCUUCCUGCUACAACGCCAAGACGAACCAGCGCAGCUUGGACACGGCUAGCGUGGACCUGGGAAUCAAGCCCAAGGCUGUCCGAGUGGAUGAGACCACGCUCUUCCUCACGUGGCCGGACGGGCACGUUACGCGGUACGGGCUGGAGUGGCUGGUGAAGAACAGCUACGAGGGGCAGAAGCAGCGGGUCACUGCACCCGCGUUCCUCUGGAACGCCGAAAUCUACCGCCCAGCCCAGGUCCCAUCCGUCGACUGCCGGAGCUUCCUGGAGACAGACGAGGGGAUGAAGGAGUUCCUGCAAAACUUCCUGUUGUAUGGGAUCGCUUUUGUUGAGAACGUCACUCCCACCAAAGAGGACACGCAAAUCUUAGCAGAAAGGAUCAGCUUAAUCAGGGAGACCAUUUAUGGCAGAAUGUGGUACUUCACCUCCGACUUCUCCCGGGGAGACACUGCCUACACCAAGCUGGCUCUGGAUCGACACACCGACACGACCUAUUUCCAGGAGCCCUGCGGCAUCCAGGUGUUUCACUGCCUCAAGCACGAGGGGACGGGCGGGCGCACGCUGCUGGUGGACGGCUUCUACGCGGCGGAGCAGGUUCUCCGGCAAGCCCCCGAUCAAUUUGAGCUGCUAAGCAAGGUGCCCCUGAAGCACGAGUACGUCGAGAACGUGGGCGACUGUCACAACCACAUGAUCGGAGUUGGGCCAGUCCUCAACGUCUAUCCCUGGAACAACGAACUUUAUCUGAUCAGAUACAAUAACUACGAUCGUGCAGUCAUCAACACGGUGCCUUACGAUGUGGUGCAUCGCUGGUACACCGCUCACCGCACACUCACCGCCGAGCUCAGGAGACCAGAAAAUGAGCUGUGGGUCAAACUGAAGCCAGGCAAGGCACUCUUCAUAGACAACUGGCGCGUCCUGCAUGGGCGGGAAGCGUUCACGGGGUACCGCCAGCUCUGUGGCUGCUACCUGACGAGAGACGACGUGCUGAACACCGCGCGCCUGCUGGGACUGCAAGCCUAGCGCCGGCCACCGCCGCGGGGAGGCAGAGCUCCGUGCUGCUGUGUCACCACGAGGAAGGCGUUGUACGUACCUCAGACACCUCCGCCCUCUCAGAGCAGUUCUCUCUGCCUGCCCGGGAGAGGGAGCAGGUGGCAGCCCAAGGUUAUGGGAGCUUUUUGGGACCGCGUUCUGCCUCUGUCCAAGCAGGGUCAGCUCGUGCUGUCUGUGCAGCCAGCCAGUUUGUCUCAGCUGCAGUGAAUCGGGGUUAACACGCUGUGAGAAGUGCUCCCAGCACCUGUUGAUGUGAAGUGCUCCUCUGAUCAAGUGCCUUCAGGAUCUGAAAUCUGUUUCUUCUGUUGUUCAGCCUUUCCUGUCAUUUCUAUUUUUUUGUUUGGCAUAGCAGAGCAGAAUGGAUAUACCUGGGGUCUCGUCUCACCCCAGUCUGGACUUCACAACUUCUAGAAAAAUGUAAAGUCAGGACUUUACACCUUCUAGAGAAUUUUUUUCUCUAAAAAAAAUUCCUUAUUUUGAUGGAAGUGCCACUACUCAAACUGAGGGCUGUUGGCAUGUAUCAGUGAAUUCCUUCCUCUUAAACAUACUGCGUACCCUUAUAACAGGCACUGAUACAAUCCAUGCUGCUUGAGGGGUGGCCUGGAAAGAGAAGCUCUUGUAGUUAGGGUAUUUCUGAAAAGGCUUACAGUAGAAGAAAAAGGGGAAGUAGUAAAAUCUGCAUGUUGGGAAGGAGAGAUGUGUUGGAUGAGGGGUGUAUUUCUCA
Molecule: messenger RNA, 2261 nt
Organism: Anas platyrhynchos (mallard)
Lineage: Eukaryota; Metazoa; Chordata; Aves; Anseriformes; Anatidae
Source: RefSeq, a predicted model, not a curated record